Messenger RNA from Cokeromyces recurvatus, 1232 nucleotides. RefSeq lists its product as uncharacterized. The record is from RefSeq and is a predicted model, not a curated record. Bases 23 to 1186 code for a protein of 387 amino acids. The transcript is spliced from 5 exons. Lineage: Eukaryota; Fungi; Mucoromycota; Mucoromycetes; Mucorales; Mucoraceae.
GUUUUCUUUUUCAUAUAAAAUAAUGUAUCAUUCUUCACAUCCUUUAAUAAUGAAUGCUGUUUGUAAUAAAAGAAAAGAGACUAGUCACAUUGAGCAAGAAAUAAUAGGGCCAUUAGAUACAAAUCAGACUAGAAUUCACUCUCCUAAAAUGGGACAUGAUAUUAUAAUAGAUAAUAACAAUAAAAGACCUCGCUAUGAAUCAAAUUGGACACUGGAUGAUUUAUGUACGCAUCCUUGUAGUCCUUUAGCAUCCAUUGACUUGGAGUCAGUAUUUAAUAUGUCUACAUUCCAAUUAUUAUCGCAGGAUAAAAGAGAUGAACUGUGUUCAUUAGUACCAGAGAUAGAUCAAAGUACACUAUUAAAUCAUCAAAAUGAUUAUUAUGAAGGCAACAGUUAUUUAAAUCACCAUAAUAUAGACUAUUAUAACUAUUAUCAUAAUCAACCUUAUUCCCCUUAUCAAUGUCAAAUCGGCAAUGGUCACAGUAAUUUCUUUUCGAAAGCAGGAAAUCCUGUUUUCUGGAAUAGCUUAACAGAAUGGCAGGCAAUGCUGAGUCAGAGUGAAUUGAUAGAUCAAGCUGAUUCUCCUCCCUUAACUUUAUCUCCACCAGUAACAUCUACUAGGAAUAAUAGCACGGCUAGUAACAAAUCCACUACUUCAUCAUCGUCAUCAUAUCGUAUUCAUAAGCCAACUAUGAAUAAAUCUUCCUCUAAUAGAUUAAAUCAUCCUUCUUCUUCUUUAUCUACCAAAAAAUCUAAAUUAAAGGAUGAUACUGCUUUUGAGCCUUAUUGGAGUGAAUUAACUGAUAAAGAUAAAGCACAUAAUGUUGCAGGUGAAUCCAAAAGUAUUACAUUAAAAGAUAUGUGUCGUAAAGGGUUAAUACGUGAACAAGAUGUUAUUGUUUAUAAACGCAAUUUUAGUGCAUCAAAAGUAGUUGUCUCCAAGUCUAUGACAGUUGUAAAGGCUUGUGGAUUCUCUGGCAUAUCCAUCAAGUUAGAUGAAGACAUUUUUGAAGACUUUGAAACACCUACUGCCUUAGAGACUAAAAUAUUAGACCAUCAUGGUAAAGUCACGAAAGAUAAACGUCCAAAUGGAAAUGCUUUUAAAAGCAUUCGUUUAAUUCGUGAUGGAAAAGAUAUGGGAAGACUAUUUGAUAUCAGAAAAGAUGGUUUUGGCGAUCAAAUCUAAACUUUUAUCAUCAAAAAAAUUCACUUUUUCUUCUUCUUUUUUUUUU